Molecule: messenger RNA, 1719 nt
Organism: Magnolia sinica
Lineage: Eukaryota; Viridiplantae; Streptophyta; Magnoliopsida; Magnoliales; Magnoliaceae
Product: peptidyl-prolyl cis-trans isomerase CYP37, chloroplastic
Exons: 12
Coding region: 80-1408 (442 amino acids)
Biological process (GO): protein peptidyl-prolyl isomerization
Molecular function (GO): peptidyl-prolyl cis-trans isomerase activity
Source: RefSeq, a predicted model, not a curated record
UGAAAAGAAAAGCCAGCGAUAGGCAUUUUGGAUAAAGAGCGCCAAAAAUCUCGGAAACUCCUCAAAAAAACAAGCUUCAAUGGCGUCAUCUCUCUUAUCCUCGGCUAUUUUCCCAAGAUCUCUGCUUCCAUUCCAUCCAUCUCUCCGCUCGAGAUCCACGCGCACGCCCCAAACACGGAGCAUCCGUCUCGACAUUCGCUGCAUUUCUGCCAGGAAUCCUUCAACGGAAUUUUUAGACCCAAAUGAUUCAUUGUUGAAUAAUGGAAUGAGGAGACUUGAGAGGGCCAUUGCUGUGAUCCUUAUUUUUGUUCAAAUCUCGUCUCCAUUGCCUUUUGCCAGUUGGAGUCCAUGGUCUAUUUCUCCUGCAAGAGCUGUGCUUUAUUCACCCGACACUAAAGUUCCAAGAACUGGGGAACUUGCUUUGAGAAAGGCGAUUCCAGCAAAUACAAACAUGAAAGCUAUACAGGAUUCUCUGGAGGACAUCUCAUACUUGCUUAGAAUUCCACAGAGAAAGCCUUAUGGCACAAUGGAAGGAAAUGUAAAGAAAGCCCUGAAGAUUGCAGUUGAUGAUAAGGAAUCCAUCUUGAGUAAUAUACCAACAAAUCUGAAGGAAAAAGGUUCUGUACUCUAUGCUUCUCUUGUAGAUGGGAAGGGAAGAUUGCAGUCCCUCAUUCAAUAUAUAAAGGAGCAGGACCCAGAUAAGGUAUCUGUGAGCCUUGCAUCUUCACUGGACACCGUUGCAGAAAUAGAGUUGUUACAGGCUCCAGGGUUGUCAUUUUUUUUGCCCGAGCAAUACUUGAAGUACCCAAGGCUUACUGGGAGAGGAACUGUUGAACUCACCAUCGAGAAAGGAGAUGGUUCAACAUUUUCUGCAUCAGCUGGGGGUGAACCAAGAAAACUUGCCACCAUUCAGGUUGUUAUUGAUGGAUAUUCAGCGCCAUUGACUGCAGGGAACUUUGCUAAAUUGGUGAUUGAUGGGGCAUAUGAUGGGAUGAAACUGAACUGUGUCAACCAAGCCAUUCUUUCAGAAAGUGGACCUCAAAACAAUGGUUUUAGUGUCCCUCUAGAAAUAAUGCCGGCUGGACAAUUUGAGCCAUUGUACAGGACAACACUAAAUGUGCAGGACGGGGAGUUGCCAGUGCUUCCAUUAUCUGUUUAUGGUGCUGUUGCUAUGGCACAUAGUGAAGUCUCUGAGGAGUAUUCGUCACCUUGCCAAUUUUUCUUUUAUCUCUACGACAAGAGAAGUGCGGGUCUAGGAGGAUUGUCUUUUGAUGAAGGCCAAUUUUCUGUUUUUGGAUAUACAACCGUCGGAAGAGAAAUACUUCCACAGAUCAAAACAGGAGAUUUCAUCCGAUCCGCAAAGCUAGUGCAAGGACAAGAUCGCCUUAUAUUACCAGAUGAGAAGUGACCUUCUAUCUCAUCGAUCACAAUCUUUCAUUCAUUCUUUCAGAUUUGUUGCUUUUGGUAAGGUACUGAUCUGAUUUCUUGGCACAGUUCAUGCUGUCAAUUUUUGUUUUCUUUUGAGUUUUUCCCCCCAUUUUCUGUUGUAAUGGUAAAACACAGACUCUUAGAACUAAAAUGACAGGAGAGAUGCUUGGAAUUGUUGCCUGAGUGCGGGAAAGCUUCCUCCUAAUUCUGUUGUGCUUAUGGAAAGCAUUAGGUGGGGGUAUGGAACCUUUUUGUAAAGUGAUGUUAUUAUCUAAAACACCAUCCAUCAUA